UAGCACAAGCCAGCAGCAGACAAACCAUCUGUUUGGCUUUAUGUUUACGCGUCGUGUGUUUUGAUAAAUAUCAUAGUCUUUAGCGGUGUGCUAAGAUAAAUUUUUUGCAUUUGAUAAGAACAUUGCUGUAGUAGAUUCGUCUAUCGGUAUCGUUUAGUUAGCAACAAAAAUGACAUAUUUAAGUUCGUGGGAAGAAUUUGAAAAAGGUGCAGAGAGGUUAUACCUUCAAGAUCCAAUAAAAACUCGGUAUACAAUGAAAUAUUGCCAUAGUAAAGGUGUUCUAUGUUUGAAACUUACAGACAAUCGAACGUGUCUACAGUAUAAAACAGAGAUAGCACAGGACUUAAAGAAGAUGGAAAAAUUUAUAGGAAAUCUAAUGAGGCACAUGGCAUCUAAAGAAAGCUAAAAUAAAGGACUAGAUAAUAUUAGGGGCACUUUUCAUUUUUUUGUUUAAAUUAAGGAAUAUAAGUGCUGCGCAUUUGAUACACUGUUUAUGUUUCAUUUCAUGAGUUUCGAUGACCGAUGGGAUUAUAGAUAUUUAAUUUGAAUGAGGUAUAAAAAACUUUCUUAAAUAUACAAUAUGUGCAUAAAUGUC
Messenger RNA from Megalopta genalis, 595 nucleotides. RefSeq names its product signal recognition particle 9 (gene Srp9). The record is from RefSeq and is a predicted model, not a curated record. Gene Ontology annotation, cellular component: signal recognition particle, endoplasmic reticulum targeting. Gene Ontology annotation, molecular function: 7S RNA binding. NCBI's taxonomy places the organism in Eukaryota, Metazoa, Arthropoda, Insecta, Hymenoptera, Halictidae. Gene Ontology annotation, biological process: negative regulation of translational elongation; SRP-dependent cotranslational protein targeting to membrane.